AUGUCAUCAAAUCUUAACAAGGCGUUACAGAAGCCUUCACGUUUAGAGCCUUUAGCGCCUCCAGCAACGGACAGCGAGCACGGUGAGGUGUUGACACGUCUCGACGUGUGCAAACCUUCACCAAAAACUAUGCUCAAGCUUCUUCAUCGCAUCAAAGCUUUAGUCGUUCAGCUCCUCCCUCAUCAAGUCGAUAUGGACGUGUUGAGGCAGCCAGAGGUGAAAAGCCAGAUUAUUAACAGUAACACUGUUUCAACGUUCAUUGACGCCAGUGGCGAUCUCAAAGAUGCUCUCCCUUUUGCCCUUCUCAAGCUGAAACAAUAUUUCCAAAAGGAAGCUCUUCAAGAUCAGUCCGAUUACGACGAACAUAUGUGCAGAUCAGUCGCUUCCGAGGUUCUUUCCCGAUACGUCAUGCAUCGUGUAGACGCCCAAAAGCUACCGAAAGUCAUGUCUCACCGUUUCCUCUACUUAGAGUCAGACGGUGACCUCAGUGCACCGCUGAGCGUGUUGGAACUGGCCAUAGAUCUUCACGCUACUUUUUUCCUCAGCUCAGAUGAAUCCCAGACGGCGGUAACGGCUUUGUGGAAUGGCUCGUGGGUGCAGAUACACACCGAUACCAGUCAGAAUCAGAUAGAAUACGUACCAUAUCACAAGACAGACGGUCACUCCCUCUUCCACCACUUUGAUCCAUCGAAAAUCGCUGUACCCAAGUAUCAGAACUACUUGAGGAUCGUCAUAUGGGUUGUCUUUCUCGCUGUUUUUUCAUUCUCCGUCCAAUCCCCAACAGAACAACUUAACCCUAAGAAGAGAUUUGACGAGUGGGAGUAUGUCUUGUAUGGCAUGAGUAUUAGUUUCUUGUUCGAAGAAGCUAAUCGCAUGUUCAAGAGCUUACGUAUACGCGGCCUAUCAUCGGUUUUCAAUUUCUGGACGAUAGUCAAUGUCAUCACCUAUGUUAUACUCACUCUCUCAUUCAAUCUGAGGGUUGCUGGGAUAUACAGUGUGGAUGAGAGUGACAAAGACAGACUACAUAUGCUCAGUUUUGAGAUUCUCUCAAUGGCUUCACCUCUAAUUUGGAUCAAGCUACUGCCAAUUUUCGAUCUCUUCCUGUAUGUAGGCACGAUGGAGCUUGUGAUUAUUCGGAUGAUCAGGCAGAGUUUAGUCUUCUUCUUGCUACUCGGUGUCGUUUUUGCAGGGCAUGCUCAGGCGCUGUAUGCAUUAGAUGCAGCUGACGGUGAGCAGGGCAGUUUCGCAAGUAUAUGCAAAAUUCUACUCAGGAGUAUAUUCGGCGAUGCAGACUUUGGUACAGUUGCAAAUCAGGCACGAUUCGGUCAGCCGUUUGGCGAGUUUAUCUUCUACGCUUGGUGCUUCGUUACCAUAAUCAUCCUCUUAAACGUACUUGUCGCGCUUUAUGCCUCCAGCUAUGAAGGUGUAACAGACGACGCCGUCAACGAGUUUAUGGCCUUCUUCGCUGGGAAGACAGUCAGUAUGAUUCGUACACCUGAUCACUUUGUCUAUGUGGCGCCGUUUAAUUUAAUUGAAGAUAUCUUUGUCGCGCCUUUUGAAUGGAUAGUCACGAAAGAGACAUACAGCAAGAUCAACAGGGUAGUAUUAAGUGUACUGUUUUUUAUACCGCUUAGUAUCAUUGCAGCGCUAGAAGCUAAUGAUGUCUUUAGGCAGACGACUGUUUAUAAAAAUUUUAUCGACACGCGUAUUCCAUUUAUGGACGCGGACGUAGACGAUUUAGAUGAAGAGGAUGAGGAGUAUAAGAUAUGCAGACAUAGGUUUGAAGAUUUAAAGAAAAGGCUUGAGUAA
Wallemia ichthyophaga EXF-994 is the source of this 1809-nucleotide messenger RNA. Its product is annotated as Calcium channel YVC1. Lineage: Eukaryota; Fungi; Basidiomycota; Wallemiomycetes; Wallemiales; Wallemiaceae. The coding region runs from base 1 to 1809 and encodes 602 amino acids. The transcript is spliced from 3 exons. The record is from RefSeq and is a predicted model, not a curated record.